Lentinula edodes (shiitake mushroom) is the source of this 660-nucleotide messenger RNA. RefSeq lists its product as uncharacterized. The coding region runs from base 1 to 660 and encodes 219 amino acids. The record is from RefSeq and is a predicted model, not a curated record. Gene Ontology annotation, molecular function: zinc ion binding; DNA-binding transcription factor activity, RNA polymerase II-specific. Lineage: Eukaryota; Fungi; Basidiomycota; Agaricomycetes; Agaricales; Omphalotaceae. The transcript is spliced from 4 exons. Gene Ontology annotation, biological process: regulation of DNA-templated transcription.
AUGUCCGCUUUGCCUGAGGAUCCCGUCCAGGACGGCCUUGAUGCUCAACUUCAACAACAGCUCACUGCUGGCAACCCCGACCAACAGCCUCAGAUCAUUCAUCAAGUUUCAAAUGUCCAGACGCCUGAGACUGCUUCUCGAAAACCCAAAGCUCCAUCUGUUCGUAGGGCGUGCAGAUCAUGCCAUACUGGUAAGACGCGAUGUAGUGAAGUCCUACCUUGCCAGAGCUGCCUCAAGCGUGGCUUAGGAAGUUCCUGUGCUUACCCUGAUCCCGAUGUUCAGAGUAGCACCAACAGCAACAAUAGCAGCACUAAUGGUCAACUUGAGUCACCUCAUGCCGUUCCGUCCUUCGCUCCUCCAAUGUACGCUGCUGUGCCUACUCAUCCACCUGCCGUCUCUACUCCGGCUAAUAUGAAUCAUACCCAAUACUACGACUACAACGGUCAUUUUACUGGCGCCUCAUCCUCCUCUUUCCGUCCUGCUAAGCGCCCAAGGCCGCUCACCGAUGAAGAAACUCAAGCAAUCACCCGCAAUUUUUCUAGAGGCGACUUCUAUGUUGGAACCAGCGCGCCUGUCAGGAUCGACCCCAGGCUACCCGUACGGCUUACCUUAGGAGAGGGCGACAACGUGCACUUCACUGUGGGUGAUGCGCUGGUUUGA